This is a messenger RNA of Scomber scombrus (Atlantic mackerel), 1306 nucleotides long. It is a transcript of the gene fktn, whose product is annotated as fukutin. Lineage: Eukaryota; Metazoa; Chordata; Actinopteri; Scombriformes; Scombridae. Gene Ontology annotation, cellular component: Golgi membrane. The record is from RefSeq and is a predicted model, not a curated record.
CCGGGCCCUCACAUCCUGAGCCGGACGGGUCACCUGACCGCCAGCGACGUCCAAUGGCAAACGGUGAAGAGGUUCGUGUGGCUGGCGCAGCGUUUCGGGCUGCCGCUGUUCCUCGCCGACCCCGCCGCCCUCACGCUGCUCUCCCAGGAUGCUUUGCUGCAGCGGGACCGACAGGUCCACCAACCACACUGCAGCUUCCUGUGCUCCGGCCGGCCAAUCACAGCCUUCGCUCUGCACGCCAACCAAUGGAAAUACGACCCUGGCUUCCUAUUGGCUGCUGAGCAGAAAGGUUUUGACUUCCUGGAGGUGCGAGGAGAAGACCCGCGAUUGGCCAGCCUGGACACCCUAUCAGGAGAGGAGAUCCCGCUGCAUCUGCUGCUCCGUCUCCAUGGUUACAUCAUUCAGGUGGUGUUCCUGUACGAGCGCAGUGGGAACUACCUGUGGCACGGGCCGCUGCGUCCCCGGGCCGACAUGGACCGCAGCUUCGCUCCGUUUAGACUGCUCGACUACGGCCGCCACGCCGGCGCCUACAACAGGCCGGAGCUGCUCCUGACGGUGCUCGAUGGCCUCGACGUCCGAAUCCCGCGCAACAUUUCCCGCUUCCUGUCCGAGCAGCGACACGCCCGCUUCCUGGAGUGCCGUUACCGUGACGCCCGCAACUUCCUGCAGCUCUACCCUGAUGACUCUUCUCCAGAUUCGUUGAUAUUUCGACAUAAAGUGAAGUCUCUUCUUCAUCUGGCGUCUCGGACUCUCUCUCAGCUCGAUGUCCCGUUCUGGAUCAGCAGCGGCACCUGUCUGGGCUGGUUCAGGCAGUGCAGUGUCAUCUCGUACAGUCGGGACGUGGACAUCGGGGUUUUCAUCGUGGACUUCAGGUCUGACAUCAUCGCAGCGUUCAGGAACGCCGGCCUGUCACUCAAACACAAGUUUGGAAAGCUGGAGGACAGUCUGGAGCUUUCCUUUCUGAGCGACGACGUCAAACUGGACAUUUUCUUUUUCUACGAGGACGGAGACGUCGUCUGGAACGGAGGGACGCAGGCCAAGAGCGGCAGGAAGUUCAAGUACGUGUUCCCUCGGUUCUCGCUGUGCUGGACCGAACUCCUCGAGCUGAAGGUUCGGGUCCCGUGUGAAACGCUCGACUACGUGACGGCCAACUACGGCUCCUCCUGGAGCGUCCCGGUCAGGGUUUGGGACUGGAAGUCGUCGCCUAGCAACGUGCAGGAAAACGGGGUGUGGCCUCCUGCGGAGUGGGAGGAGCUUAUUCAAGUUUACUGAAAAUAAAAAAUAAAGAAAAGAGAAAGAAACCAAA